UAGAAUGUUUACUUAGUAAUUAGAAUCGAUAACAUUAAAAUUGAUGAAAAUUGUUGUUGUUGAAAGUUUUUACGUGAUAUUGGUUAACGCAAAGGCUAGUUAUGCAUGGGACAUUCCCAAUACUCAUUCACUUAUACAUCGGGUCAGUAAAGCAUUACAUUUUUGUUAUAAUGUACGUAGAAGUUAACAUCUAUUGAUUAUGUGUUGAUUAACGCAAACGGACACACUUUUAAAGAUAGAAAUGAACUGGAUUCCUUUUCUAGUCUUUGCGAUACAUGUAGUCCUUAUUGCUGGCUUCGUUAAGAAAUGUCCCAACAGAGAACAAUUUGACGUUGUAGCGGAAUUGAAUUGCCCAGAAAAUUUGGAUCUUUUCCACUGCUUACCUGUGCUUCCAGACUACAACGAUGUAAUCUUUAUUUGCAAACCUCCAAAAUGGUUUGUCAAUGGAACUUUUGCUGUGUGGUCUCCGAAAUACGAGAAAAUUACAUCAGUCCCAUGCGAGAACAAUAGAUACCAAGAACUUCCUUACAAAUCAAAUGAUAGAUUUGCUUUUAAAUGUUCAAUGGGAAAGAACUUUUGUACAGAAAAAGGACAGGCUAAACUAUUACAUAACCUUAAAACCGAAGAUAAUCUCUGUUUCUGUUCGGAUGGUUACACAUUUCUAACAGAACCUAAGAAUGGCACAUACUGCAACCCGGAUGUUGAAAACUGCACUUGCAUUUGGGAAGGAAUAGAUCAGGAAUCGGAAAUUACCACAAAUGUGCAUUUUCUAAAUAGGAAAAUAGGAGAACUCUUGGUCAAUCAAACAGAUAAAGGCAAAGAAUUAAGUAAAAAAUCAGAGUACAAAUUUCAAAGUAUAUAUGCAGUGUUGAUAGCUGUUCUUGUGUGUGCAAUAUUAUAUUUAUCGGUUGUCAUAUUCAAAAUAGUAACAGCUAGAUCCAAGGAUAAUGACAAACACAUUACUCUUGAUUCUGUUAUCUGCUGUAAAACUAUAUGCCCUUUGUCUUUCAAUCAGCGGACAGUUACAGAUUCAGAAAUGGUUACAGUAAAAAGUGAAGAAGAGCAGAGUUUUCAGGUUUCUGAAACCUGCUGUUUUAUCAUGUGGUCUAUCAGCAGGCAAAAAGAUAAAAAAGAUCAACACAGAAAAUAUAUUAAGUCAACUGAAACUCAUCUUAUCGAUGAUAUGAUUAUCAAGCCUAAUGGAACGCUUCCAAUAAACAAAUCAGUUGAUAACACAGAUGAGAUUUUGUUGAUACUUGGGGAAACCAGAAAGGAAUGAAGCUUGGAAUCAAAAAGUUCCCACGAUCUGUUGAUGUGUUCAUUGAAAUAUUUCAUUGGUUGAAAUGACUUAUCUUUUUUUUUUUGAGCUAUUAAAAUCGACUUAUUUCUUUUGA
This is a messenger RNA of Mytilus californianus (California mussel), 1394 nucleotides long. RefSeq lists its product as uncharacterized. The record is from RefSeq and is a predicted model, not a curated record. The coding region runs from base 242 to 1279 and encodes 345 amino acids. NCBI's taxonomy places the organism in Eukaryota, Metazoa, Mollusca, Bivalvia, Mytilida, Mytilidae. The transcript has 12 exons.